CAAGCCUGGCUACUGCGACCAAGUUGUUACCGACACGAGUGUGAUUGAUACGCGGGUUGUCGGUGGCGCUCACCACGCACAUUUUUCACUUAAAAAUUAAUUUUAUUGUUAUUUAACUAUCAUUUCAUUUAAGUUUUUUUAUUGUGUUUUCAAAGGAUUUUUUUUUCACAUGUGGGUUCUGUGUGAUGCCAAAAAUUGAUGGAUUAAUAUAGUUUUUAAAUUAUUUUUUUCGUAUGGUUAUUUUUUAAAUUUCUUUCGUCAAGACGUUGGAUGUACGAAAAAUGAAAAAAAAUAGAGCUUUAGUUGGCGGGAAAAAAUAAAUAGACGGGAUGUAGUAGGUUAAAAAAAAAUUGAUAGUUACAUCCCGUGGGACGUUAGGCAGUGCGGAAGCGUGGAUAUUAUUUGAGUUUUAAAAAAAGUGCGGAAAAGUUCAGCCCGGAAGAGAGUCUGUAAGAACUGGGAAAAAUAUAUGUAUAGACACACAUAGAUAUGAGAAUAAGAGAUAAAAUAAAAAUAAAAAAACUGUAGUAAGAAAAAAGCAAGAGGGUGGAUAAGAAAUAAAGGGUAAGAAGGUGGCUGAAGGGUUUGAGAAAAGAGCAAGCGGUGUAAGAUCAAGCAAAAGUGUAGAAAGCGAUCAGAGAACAUGAGAGACGUGGAUACGAUCAUCACGAGCUGCGGGCGCACGUGCGCCCCACGAGGAAGUUACUACUACGAGUUGUCGAGGCAUCGCUUCAUCCGCAUUAGAGUGUAGUCAAGCCCCCGAGGUUUCACUCGUUUGUCGAGCGUGCAAUUUAAAUGAUUUCAUCAUUUAUAUUUUUACUACCCUUAUCAGUGUCAUUGUUAUUAUUUUCAUCACCACCGUCUUUGUUUUCUCGCACAAGAGGUUACAGUAAUCGUUAUUCUCCCACUAAAAUUGCAACCCUCUUGUCACCGUAUCCCGUCACAGGCUUUUGGUUAAUUGUCAUCAACAAGUCUCUCUGCUUUUGACGACUAAACAAAAAGCUCCUGAGAAAAAGUCAUAGUUUAUAUUCAAAUUAAAGAAACAAUUGGGGUGCAAUCACGACUAUAAUUAUUACUAUCAUAAUCAUAAGUCAUUAGAAAUUGAAACUAAAUAUAUAUAUAAAUAUAUAUUUUCUACAAUCGGUGGAAAAGUGGCUUUUAAUGCACGGACAAGGGAUGAGAGACAUUCGCCGCGAGGCAGGAUUACCGCCGGUCAACAAGACACUCAACGCCGCGGUAUUACUCAGACGAUCCUUUUGUGUCCUUGUACUUGGCCUUAUCGGACAAGCCAUCGGAUAUGGAAGCUCCAAAACCCAUCCGUAUCAAGAGACAUUCACUUCGGGUCCAGCGUUCGUCCGGCCCGUCGGCAAUCAGACAGCAGCAAUUGGACGUGAAGCUGUGUUUUCUUGUUACGUCCGUAACAUCGGAAAAUACAAGGUAGGAUGGCUGCGAGCGUCUGACCAAACUGUUCUCUCGUUGAACACACGAAUCGUGACCCACAAUAACCGUAUCGCAGUUUCUUAUGAAGCUGGUGGUUGUGCUGGCACGUCCAAUGGUAUCUCUAUGGGUUCUGGAAACACGGGUAGUAUUGCCAGUGGUAGCAGUGGAUCGGUACCAGUAAUAGCGGCAGCAGUAGCCGUACCAGUUCAUGGCGUGAUUGGGAGCAAUCAGGUGAUAGACGAGGGCGUCAACUGCACGUGGCGGUUGCAUAUUCGGCAUCUGAAAAAGGCUGACGAGGGAUGCUAUAUGUGUCAAAUCAAUACAUCACCUAUGAUCUCUGAACUCGGAUGUUUAUCUAUUUUAGUUCCACCGGACAUUGUUUAUGGGGACGAAACGAGCAAGGACUUGUCAGUAUCGGAGGGCGAAAACGUCACGCUCAAUUGUCAAGCCACAGGGACACCAAAGCCGAGAGUUUCUUGGCGACGGGAGGACGGGCAGCACAUCCUCAUCAGGAAUUCGACCUCGUUCUCGAGUUCCUACAGUGGAAAAAGCUACAAUUUUCAAAAAGUUGAAAUUUACAAUGAGUCAAAGCUGCAUUUUUAUCGAGUGGAUAGACAGCAAAUGGGUGUUUAUAUGUGUAUUGCAACCAAUGAUGUUCCACCUACUGUCAGCAAACGUGUCGCACUCGAAGUAAAUUUUGCACCGACGGUGCAAGUUCGGAGCCAGCUGUUGGGAGCACCAUUGGGUACUCGAGUGCAAUUGGACUGCUCUAUCGAGGCACAUCCUAAUACGAUAAACUUUUGGGAGAGAAACCGAACGGAAAUGCUGGUCGACGGGCCAAAGUACGAAAUCCAUGAAGAACGUUCUGGCUACCAAGUAGUAAUAGCACUUGUGAUAAAAAAAUUUACCGAGCAAGAUGUGGGUACUUACGUCUGCAUUGCUUCGAACAUUUUAGGAAAAGCCGAGGGUACUUCAAGACUCUACAAAAUAAAUCUCACCGACGACGUGUCAAUUAUCGGCGGAUUGGCAGAGGCAGCUCGUGGCUCGAGAUCAUCAUCGAACACACGGCCAAGCAGCCUGUUCUUUAUAUCACUCGGAGCGAUAUCACUAUUCUCCCAUGGCCUCUGUUCGCUGCGGUGAACAGAGUACAGUAGCAGUCAACCUUUAUUAUCCUGAUGAAAGUGUGUGUACGGCUGGGGUGCAUAUCGCGCUAAAACAACGGCCGACUGAUCAACCACCGAGUGAGCGAGCGAGGGAAUAAACCAACCAACGAGUAAGUCAGCAAGCUCCAAGCUACACUGACUCUACAUCAAGAGUAUGCACCACAAACCAGCUACUCGUCUACUCAUCUACUCAUCUACCGCAGAUAGUAGCUGCUCUCAUACAUAUAUGCAGCAUCCACUGUAGAGAAAACAAAACAGUUGUGUGCCAAAGAUCGAUCGGAGCCUCAUCAUAAUCAUCGAGGUUCCUCUCUCGUGCACCACCACCAGCAUCCCUUUCAAUCAAUCGGCAUUAUAUGUAUCUCGCCUGUGCUUCGCGCCUUUUUUCUCAUCUCAUCUAUGCCUCUCUUUACGUUACCUAUCAUCAUUAGACACACGCACGUGUUAACACACGCGAAUCUAUUUAUAAAUCUCCCAUUGAUUGCCGUCACACUUUAUCAACAAAGAUUUAAAAAAAAAAACGUUAUCGACAUCAGCAUGUGCCAAAGAAUAAAUAAAUAAUUAAAUAAUAAUAAUAAUAAUAAUAAUAAUAAUAAUAAUAAUUGAAAGACAAAGGAUAGAAAUUAUUUCAUAUCACGAGACGUAUCUUUUUUAAAACAUAUCGUUUGUUUUACAAAGUGAGUAAAUAAAUAAAAUUAUAUUAUGUUAAAUAAAUGGUAUAAUGGAUCCUCUUUAACAAUCGGUUUAUACGGGAGUACAUAAUAAAUAUUAAAUGAUAAAAGUGGUGGUCGGUUUGCUCAGAACUUACGAUCCCAGAGGAUUGCAUUUGUUAGAAUAAUUUUACGUGCGAUUUAACGUUAAUACCAAAGCCGCGGAAGUUUAUUUGUAGCCGCAAUAUAAGCUAUCGCAAUGUAAAAGCGACACAUUUUAUUAAUGUACGUUAGAGUUGGAGAGGACAAUAUGUAUAUGUUGCUGUGUAAUUUAAUCGUAUGGAUCUGUAUUUAUGUAUGUAAAAAUUUUGAAUGUUUGUGUUGUAUAAGUGUGUGUAUAUAUAUACAUAUAUAAUAUAUAAAAUUAUUUUACGUUGUAUGCAUAAUAGUAUUGUUUGUAUAUUUAUUGAGCAGAAAACUCCAUUACAACGUUAUGUUAUUUUUCUGUGUUGUAUGCUCGAGUAUAGUCAACUGAUGAACUUUCAUAUGUACAUAUAUAUAUAUCAACAUAUAUAUGUAUUGAUGUUCCGUUUAAACAUUGAGAUAUCAGCUCUCUAUUUUAUUUUCGCUUGCCCAGUGUUCGGCAUACGAUGCACUCGACUGAUACUAUCAAACUGAAUAAAAAAACUAAAAUAAAUAUAUAAUAUACAAUAAAGUGAAAUAAAAUGGAAUAAUAAUAAUAAAAAAUGAAUAAUAUAAUAGAAUA
Microplitis demolitor is the source of this 4016-nucleotide messenger RNA. Its product is annotated as protein amalgam. Lineage: Eukaryota; Metazoa; Arthropoda; Insecta; Hymenoptera; Braconidae. The record is from RefSeq and is a predicted model, not a curated record. The coding region runs from base 1162 to 2580 and encodes 472 amino acids. The transcript has 9 exons. Gene Ontology annotation, cellular component: neuron projection.